This is a messenger RNA of Plectropomus leopardus (leopard coralgrouper), 1571 nucleotides long. It is a transcript of the gene tmem120aa, whose product is annotated as transmembrane protein 120Aa. Gene Ontology annotation, biological process: fat cell differentiation. NCBI's taxonomy places the organism in Eukaryota, Metazoa, Chordata, Actinopteri, Perciformes, Serranidae. The record is from RefSeq and is a predicted model, not a curated record. Gene Ontology annotation, cellular component: membrane.
UUUGACGCGGACAGCAGUUCAACUGUUGCACACAGCGGAGCGUGAAUAUUUCCCAACUCCAGAGGGUUUCCUAAUGCCGGAGUAGAAAAUGUUGUUCACUCCGACAGGUUUACCUGAAUGUCUACGCGAAUGGGAGGAUUUAGAGAAGAACUACCAACAAAUUCAGGACACACAUCGUCUAUAUAAACAGAAACUUGAGGAAGUGACCAAACUGCAGGACAGCUGCUCGAGUGCUAUAGCACGUCAGAGGAAGAAACUUAAAGAGCUCACUGCGUCACUAGAAGAAUGCAAAGACAACCAUCCAACACCCAAAUUAAAUCCAGAGGAUGUGGACACCAUUGCUGAAAUCCAGGACUCCAUCAAAGACAGAGCAAAUGCUUUCUCUGAGAUGGAGGCUUUUCUGCCAAAAAAGAACGGGUUAUACCUCACUCUUGUUUUAGGAAACGUGAAUGUUACACUCCUCAACAAACAGUCCAAAUUUGCUUACAAAGAUGAAUACGAGAAGUUUAAGCUGGUCCUUACGGUCAUCCUCUUCGUGUUCUCCUUCACAUGUCGCUUCUUGUUCAGCUACAGAGCCCUUGAUGCCCUGUUCAACUUCCUGUUGGUGUGGUACUACUGCACGCUCACCAUCCGGGAGAGUAUCCUCAUCAGCAACGGCUCAAGGAUCAAGGGUUGGUGGGUUUUUCAUCACUACGUGUCGACCUUCCUGUCUGGAGUCAUGCUCACCUGGCCUGAAGGUGCUCUGUACCAAAUGUUUAGGAACCAGUUCCUAACAUACUGUCUAUACCAAAUAGGCUUUGUCCAGUUUCUCCAGUACUACUAUCAGAGCGGCUGUUUGUACAGACUGCGAGCGCUGGGAGAGAGACAUAACAUGGACCUCACAGUGGAGGGUUUCCAGUCCUGGAUGUGGAGAGGGUUGACCUUCCUCCUUCCUUUCUUGUUUUUUGGUCAUUUUUGGCAGCUCUACAACAGCAUAACGCUCUUCAAGAUGUUUCAGCUCCCAGAGUGUAAAGAGUGGCAGGUUGCGAUGUGCGGCUGCUCCUACAUGGUGCUCUUCAUGGGAAACUUCUUCACCACGCUGGGAGUGGUUUACCAAAAAUACAUGAACAACCAGGACAAGCCAAAGAGCUUAUAAAGCCUGAACAGAAAAAUCACCAAAAAUACUCCUGUUUCUGAAAUGUGCAAAGUUACCAUUGGCUCUAAUGUUCUCUUUAGAGCUCUUUAUCUAUGUUAUGGUUGUCCUAGUGGAUCAUUUACAUUUCCUGCGACUUUUAUCAAUGUUGGUUUCAUUUGUGUGAAAAAUUAUGGUCAAAGCAAUUCGUUGUACGGGUCGGCCAAAGAUGUUUUCACAUUGACCUGUCCAAGAAAAAUAAGUACCCUCCAGGUCUUUCCUAUUGAGGCUGUAAGGUUGUGUAUCAGGAUGAAUUGUACAACUCUGUUGAGGAAAUGUUACUGAAUGGACACAGUAAUGGGGUUUGCAUCAUAUUUAUUAAGGGUCUGUUACUCAAGAGCUGCUUUGUAUUUUAGCCUUACAGAAAGUGCUUGAUUAAAACACUCCUCCCCAAAAAAAA